AACAUAUCCCGAUCACACCUUCGCCAGCAGAUGGACCGUGUUGGCGUGGCGCCGCAGCGUCGCCUUAUGCUUGAACUGUGACCAACAGUCCGGACACUGGUAGGGAAAGUCCUUCGCGUGUAUCCGUAUGUGGUCCGCCCACUGGUCCCGCUCCGGGAAGCUUUCGCUGCACACCCGGCACCGGUACUUGCUGAACGCGAAGCAGCUGCGGCUUCGCAUGUGCCGUGCCAGGGACGGGGCGUGCUGGAACUGGGCCAAACAGUUCGGGCAGUGGUGCUGCCGGCCGGCCACAUGCGUCCGCUUGCCGUGCUCGGCUAGUUCGGCCACCGUGCGGAACGAUUUCGGGCAGUACCGGCACCGAUUGCUCCGCUCGCCGGUGGUUUUGCUCGCGCUGGAGACGAUCGACGGCUUCGGUUGCUGCUUCGCUGCUGGUAGUGGUGUUGUUGUUGUUGGGCAUGGAACAACCACGGUCGUCGUUUCGCGCUUGGCGGGUGCUUCAUUGCCACUGCCACUGUUGUCGUCGUCACCGUUGGCAACGACCGUCGUCACUUGGAUGAGAUCAUUCACCUUGUUGCUGCGCACGCGAAAGUGGUAGAAAUCCUGCACCGCCUGCAGACACCGGCGACAGAUGGCACAUCCCGCGUCCACCGUGCAGGAGAGCUAAAAAUAACGCACACCAUAUUAGCGCUUGGAUGGCCGAAAAGGGCCCACAAAGUUCAGCAUGUGUGUGUGUGUGUGUCUGUAUUGAACCGCGACUGUGGCUGAGCGUCAAGGUGAACUGGCCUGCCUUGCAGUGAGUCGAAGCGUCACCUUCAACGCGUACGAGGAAGUGUGGCCGCAUAUAUACAACUACCUUUAUGUUGGUGCAUUCGUAGAUCUUCUCUACCAGCUCAGUCGAGGAGCUGCUGCCCGUGUGGCCAUCAUUAUGCAGGGGCUUUUCCGUCGCAAACACUCCCAAAAGGCUUUCCUUUCCGAGGCAUAGGCGGCAGUACGUUUCCGGUCCUGCGGUGGGACUGUGGGAAAAAGGGGAAGAUAAUAAAAAAGGCAAUUACAAAACAUUAGAAUCCUUAACACAUAUUCCCAUGCUUCCCCUAUGACUCACAUUUUCAUCGUCGUCAGCAGCUCCAUGAUGGUUGGAUGUUGGAUGAAAAGAUGAACGUUUCUCUUUCCCCUUCGACACAAUGCAAAUCUUUGAAGAGACGCUGCGCUGCCAGAACCCGACCAAGAGCCGCUGCUGUGCACUUGUAAUUGUGUAUUUCACAACUUGCGCUGGUUUGCUGCCGCCACUGCACCGCACUCUUGUCGCCCUCAUUUUCGCUGUGGCAACGCGCGCGCUUUGUUUAACAACAACCCGGCCUUCUACGAUUGGUACGAGCGGCGGACACUACACAGCACACACACACACACGCACACAUGCCCCCUUCAAUCAGCUGGUGCGCCUGGGGUACGGUAGUGUACGUGCCAUCGCGCAUCAGCAAAACACUUUUGACAGCUGACUACACACAGAGAGCGCGAGAGCUGGCUGGCUGGCUGGCUGGCUGCUAUUUGUUUGUUGUUUUACGUGGUUUCAGUUUUGCGCAACAACCGUGCCAAAGGUUUUUUUUUUGCACACGAUGAGCGAACAACGGCGACGCGUUUUGGAUCUUUACAAGCGGCUGCAGUACAUGGGCCGCGAGUAUCCGGGUGGGCCGGAAAAGUUCCGCCAGCGGUGCUACAACGCGUUCAAGCGGCAGAGCACCGAAACCGAUCCGGAAAAGAUCGAGAAAGCGAUCGGGCUGGGCGAGUACGUGGUGAAGGAGAUAGAAGCACUGUACAGCCUGCGGAAGUAUCGAGCGAUGAAGCGACGAUAUUACGACGAAAAGUGAGGGCAGACGGUACACCAUACGCUUGGAGAUCGUGCCGCCGUCGUCCCUGAUGAUGAUGUUGAUAACAAAUUGAGAGAUUAUUGGUAUGACCUUAGAAAGGCAGGGUCCGAGGUUUGGGCGGCAACAGUUUUUGCGAAGGUGGAAGCUUGACCGUAGUCCUUACAACAGGAAGCGAUGUACCGUACCGAUACCGUAACGAACGGGUAUAAGAGAAAAGUUUAUGGUUCCCUUUUUUCUACCGCAGUAACUAACUCAGUUUUUGUAGAAAAAUUAGAAGCAAACUACAAAUAAAAACAACAAAAUGUAACUUUCCUAUCUAAA
Molecule: messenger RNA, 2186 nt
Organism: Anopheles gambiae (African malaria mosquito)
Lineage: Eukaryota; Metazoa; Arthropoda; Insecta; Diptera; Culicidae
Gene: osi
Product: electron transfer flavoprotein regulatory factor 1
Exons: 2
Coding region: 1614-1865 (83 amino acids)
Biological process (GO): respiratory electron transport chain
Cellular component (GO): mitochondrion
Source: RefSeq, a predicted model, not a curated record